Molecule: messenger RNA, 963 nt
Organism: Penicillium daleae
Lineage: Eukaryota; Fungi; Ascomycota; Eurotiomycetes; Eurotiales; Aspergillaceae
Product: fungal specific transcription factor domain-containing protein
Exons: 1
Coding region: 1-963 (320 amino acids)
Source: RefSeq, a predicted model, not a curated record
AUGGCAACCAAGAAACCUUCCAAUGCAAACGACGAAGAUCUUUUUGAUGGGAUGAUUAAUGUUGACAAGCCAGUUGAUCAACCCACGAUCAUGUCUUAUUUUCUCCAGCGGAUUCGUCUCGGAGAGAUUUGUCGAGAAAUCACUGAUCGGUUUCCCCUAUUCGAAACUGACUCCGGCAACCCGAAUUACGAACAGGUCAAGGACAUCGACAGAAUAAUAUGCGAAUUCAGUCAGGCAUUGCCGCCAUUCCUUCACUUGGAUUAUGACAUGAGUGAAAUGCCAGAGGCCGACUUCCGCAGAUCACCCAGCAUAAUCUUACAUCGAUACGUCAUUAGCUCCUUGCUACACACGCAGCGUUGCAGGCUGCAUUUACCUUACCUCUCUCGCGCGCAUCAGGGCUCAUACUCUUAUUCAAAAGAAGCCUGUCUCGAAGCUGCGCGGAUGGUUAUCCGCACUGAAGUCCAAAUAUCAUCCGAAGACAUCCCCUUUGUUCUGACAAGACUCAAAUUUGCGGGAAGCCUGCUUUGCGUAUGUAUGGCCAUCAUCGCACUGUUGAUGGACUUUUGCCACCAUAAGAGUCUUCAACCAGAUGAGGAUCAAGAGCGACGAUCCGAGAUUCAAGAUGCGCUACGAAUACUGGAAGAAGGCAAAAGCCAGUCCUUAUUCGCGGGAAAACUUCUCGACAUCUUCAACUCCAUCCUCCAACGCAACAAGGCUCCGCUCCCUUCCGAAGGAAGAUCGUCUAGAUCGAAGCAGAUUGAUAGAAAAACCGCCUCUGUAUCACUGGAUCCUGUUACAAUACCAGUGACAUCGCAAACAACUGACACAGAAGCAACACUCACCGACCCUGCGUCCCCUAUGCUUGAUGAUCUAGGACAGAUAUUUGAUGCCAGCGCGGAUCCGUCCUCUCUUAUUGAUUGGAACACACUUCUAUCUGAGCUGGAUGCUCCGUUUCUAUCCUAA